AUGUCAUCCGACUACGGAUCGGACAUUGACUCCGACGUCGCAGAUGCCGUCGAUGAGAUUGUUUCGUCGCAGCAAGCUCCCCCUUCCUCCGCGCAAGUCCCACGACCUGCGCUAAAGCCACUGAACACAACAAACACAUCUCUCACACCACCAUCAUCCCAUGAUAAAUCCGAUGGAAUCACCCUUCAGCAAUGGCACCAAGCUGCCUCAACGCCGCCGCCCUCGGCCUCAUCAUCAGAUGCCGAACCGUACCGCCUGACGUUUGGCAAACAUGAGGGCAAGACGCUUGCGGAGAUACCAACGUCUUAUGUUACGUGGUUGAUUAGGAAUCCGAUUUCGAGUAGGCCGAUGGAGUUAAUAUAUGCGUUGGAAGAGUGGCAGGAGGAGAAGAAGAAUGGGAGGAAGGCGGCAUCGCAAGCGUCGCAGUCGCAGUCGCAAGCAUCGCAGACGCAGGCAUCGCAGGUGUCGAUGUCGUCGCAACCGCAAGCGACAUCUUCGAAGAUGCCGCUCUCUCCACCGCCCUCUCAAGCGUACCAGGCCCCUCCUCCAUCGUCACAAUCUGUGCUAUCGAGCACGCAUGUCUCGAAAUAUACAAAUCCUCCUUCGCCAUCUCGUUCGCCCUCACCACCACCUAGCACACAACAAUCACAUCCUCCAUCGUCACAGGUCAUGCCACCACAGCUUGCGCCGUCGCAAAAUUAUCCUCCUCCCUCUUCACAGCCCACGGCACCUCAAGAACCGCAUGGUGCACCUCUAUACGUCCUUCCAUUCGGCGAAUAUAAAGGCAAGACUCUGCUCGAGGUACCAGAGGACUAUCUCUACUAUCUUGGUGCGAGCGAAGACAAGUUGGCUACUUUGCCUGGUCUGGCUAACGCGCUCGGCAUGAUGCAGAAGGGUCUACCACCUGUCGUUACGGAACCCAUGGCGCCGAGCAAGUCGUCAUCGCAGACUCUACCACCGCCAUCAUCUACACCUGGCCCGUAUAUGGACUCUGCACCGCCUGCAUCCAGUCAAGUUUCUGUGGCCAAUCAACAGGCGCCGCCACCACCUUCGACUGCGCCUAGCCAUUAUUCCCUCUGCAAGGACGACGUCCCGAGUAGUUCGCAACCUCUCGCACCGCAGCUCUCUGCCUCGCAACCGACCCCACAACCCUCCUCAUCACAACCUCCACCCCGUCGCGAACCAUACCGCUUCGACUUUGGCAAGUACACCGGGAAAACCAUCGCCGAAGUCCCUCCCGACUACAUGGCCUACCUCGACAAAGAAGGUGUCAUCAAGCAACGUCCCGACCUUGCCGCUGGAGUUGACGAGUACGAACGCCACCACCCACCCAUUGGGACGCCGCACAAGGGAGAAUACAGGUUCACGUUUGGCAAGCAUGUGGGAAAGACAUUGGCAGAAGUGCCCUCUCAGUACAUCUGGUGGCUCAAGAACAACACCACUAUUCCCAAGGACAAACCUGAAUUGGGGGCCGCUAUUCGACAGCUUGAGCGGACUCAGAAGCGUACUCAGACUAAGACACAGAAUCGGAGUCGGCGGAGGGCUUGGUCACCGAUGUGCCCAUGUUGUGAUUGA
Alternaria conjuncta is the source of this 1575-nucleotide messenger RNA. RefSeq lists its product as uncharacterized. Lineage: Eukaryota; Fungi; Ascomycota; Dothideomycetes; Pleosporales; Pleosporaceae. The record is from RefSeq and is a predicted model, not a curated record. The transcript has a single exon. The coding region runs from base 1 to 1575 and encodes 524 amino acids.